AUGAGCUAUCUAUACGAGGCAUACUUCGACUGGUGGUUAGUAGGGAGAUAUAGUCAAGAGAUCCGACAGAUGCACGAGAAAUAUGGACCAAUAAUCAGGAUAAAUCCAGAUGAGCUGCACUGCAAUGACCCACGAUUCAGCGAUGAGAUUUACGCUGGCGGAAAUCGCAUUCGAGACAGGUGGCAGCACCAGCUGAAUACCGGCACUGGACCUGUGCUGCUCAGCGAGUUCUCGACUGCCCCGCACGAGUUACAUCGGAUGCGAAAGGGCGCGUUCGCCCAGUUCUUCUCUCGCCAGCAAGUAUUGAGUCUUGAGAACGAGGUGCAUGAUUUCACACAGCGCACUGUGGACAAGAUGCUGCGCUACGCGAAUAAAGAGCCGUUCGAUGUGAAAGAAGCAUUCAACUGUUUCACUGCGGACAGUGAGUAG
Molecule: messenger RNA, 429 nt
Organism: Hypoxylon fragiforme
Lineage: Eukaryota; Fungi; Ascomycota; Sordariomycetes; Xylariales; Hypoxylaceae
Product: cytochrome P450
Exons: 2
Coding region: 1-429 (142 amino acids)
Molecular function (GO): monooxygenase activity; heme binding; iron ion binding
Source: RefSeq, a predicted model, not a curated record